Onychostoma macrolepis is the source of this 1410-nucleotide messenger RNA. Its product is annotated as transcription factor HES-2-like. The record is from RefSeq and is a predicted model, not a curated record. The transcript has 2 exons. Lineage: Eukaryota; Metazoa; Chordata; Actinopteri; Cypriniformes; Cyprinidae. The coding region runs from base 706 to 1164 and encodes 152 amino acids. Gene Ontology annotation, biological process: regulation of transcription by RNA polymerase II; anterior/posterior pattern specification; regulation of neurogenesis. Gene Ontology annotation, cellular component: nucleus. Gene Ontology annotation, molecular function: RNA polymerase II cis-regulatory region sequence-specific DNA binding; protein dimerization activity; DNA-binding transcription factor activity, RNA polymerase II-specific.
AGUCACUGUAGAUAAUUUUGUAAAAAUAUUAAUAAAUAAACAAACAACAACAACAACAAAUAAAUAAAUAAUGUCUGUUACUAAUAAGUGUUUUGAUGUGGCAGUUAAUCAGAUUAUUUCAAUGAUUUCUAUCAGGAAAACCACAUUCUCUUUAAGUCAAAUUGAAAUGUGGCAUCUGAAUUCAAUGUUUAAAAAGAUAAAAAGAAAUGUAAACAUUAAAUGAACUCAAGCAUGAGCAGAUUACAUUGUUAAAAUCAAAUCCAAAAUUCACUUUGAAAAAUCAGCAUUCUUCUUCCUCUAUAACACAGAUCAGCGCAAUAAACUGGAACCUGAGGCUGGGAAAGUCCGUUUUCACGUGGAGCAAUAACACCUCAGGAUCAAAGACUCUCUGUCUGAAGCGUGUCUGAGUCGUUUUAUUGCCUCACAUCGACUUGUUGGUUUUGUCAGCACUACUGGACUUCUAAGCGGGUGUCAGGCACACUUUUAGUGGCCCGUGACAGUGUUUUCCCACAGCGGGAGAGGAAGGAAGCUCGUGUGCCGUAAAACCGCCGUCUCGACUUUAAAGCCCGCGGCUCGCGCUCGUCUCUGAUUGGCUGGCAGUGUGAAAUAACUCUUACCUCAGCUAUAAAUACAGCAAACCGCUCGACUUCAUCCGUAUAUCAUGAGGGGAGGGUUUUACACACUUUUUAAUUAAAUCAUCACAAAAUGGCACCGGUCAGUCAAUACCAAGGCCGUGAGAGCAUAUCUUGUCCUGAGAACCACAAAUUUCGAAAGAUUCUUGUGGAAAAAACGCGGAGAGACAGAAUCAGCAGCAGUAUCGAACAUCUGAGAGAGUUAUUUCACAAAACUACACCAAUGCCCGAGCGGCAGUUUGUUAGACUUGACAAAGCCGAUAUUCUGGAAAUGACCGUUGAUUUUUUAAAACAACGCGCCAAUUCCAGCUACGCGCGCGGAUUCUCGCAGUGCUUACAGGAGACGCUGCGUCACGUGUCUCUGCACGCACACCUGACGCCCGACGACAGAGAGGCGAUCAAACGAUUCUACGUGAUGCAAAGGACCAAUCAGAUGCACUUAAUGGCCUCCACAGCGCGUGGAUUGGUGCACAGAUCACCAAAACAAUCAUCGUCAAGAGUGCCAUUAUGGAGACCUUGGAAGAACAAUUAAUUUAGAGACUAUCUGCUUGACAUAAUGUUUGUUUAGGCAUAUUCACUUUGUUGCUUUUUAAUGUAACAUUUGCAUGUUGUUUUCGAUUUAAUCUAGUUAGAGAAUUGUCUACAGUGUAUGGCAAGCAUAACUUGACGAGAAAAUCAUUUCAUUUGAGUUUUAGUCUCAAAUCUAACCAUGCCUUUUGUAAAGGUGUUUUUGUUAUUUAAUCCAACUUGUUUUAACAUGUUGUAACCGUAUCACUUA